UCAGUUUGUUUUAGUAAUUUCAGUCAUGGAUCUUGAGCAUGUCGAAUAUUUGCAAGCCUCUGAUAUAAAUCUAUUCAUUUUAUGAAAGAGUGACAUAGGUUGAGGGCAAUUUUAAGAUACAUGUACAUCAAUAUAUACGGGCAAGACAAUACAAUAUAUGGUUGAUUCGAUCCAGAGGAAUUAUGCGCGAGGAUCCUGUCAUUUUCCUACUUUGCAUGAAGAGACGACACUGGAUCUGCCCGACCGUGGCCUGUAGGAACAAAGACCGGCCGCGAUAUACAGACACGCAAUCAGUCUGUUCUCCACUUGUUUGAGCUUCGACAAGCUUAUAAUUUGUUUGAAUAACCUCUGUCAACAGAAAUAUGAAAAAAAUAAGCGGAAUUCAAUACUUGCAGCAAAUAACGCGAAUAGUUAUGUCAAUGUAUAACUAAAUGAGUCGCGGAUUGUUUACAGUGUUUAACGGAGAUCCGAACUAUAUCUUCCUCAAUAGCGGCCAUUUAUUCCAUUUUAGCUUAUGAAUAAUGGACGAUAUGUUUUGGAUUAUGUGAAAUGUAAAUAACAAAUAUUUUAAUGUGCUUAAUUGACUUUAGCUAUGCGCCUAUAUCUAAAGACGGCCGUAUUACGGACGCUGUCAGUGUUGUGCUUCGUAGUGUUGACGUUAAACUUCUACAUUAGGAGCGUUUGGGUAGCCGAGAUGGAGAGCACUUCCCGCCCCUGGGGACGGGACUUCGACCCCAUGGGCCACCAUAUCAUUCAUAACCGGAACAGUGUGACAACCCAGUCGAGCGCUUACGUGAUUAAGAACGUCAGUUUGGAGUCCAUACGUCAAAAACAAAAUCCAGUGACACUGAUUUCAGAUAUUAUUGUCAAUGAAGUAUCAAAUAAACACGUAGUUUGGCCUAGCAAUGAAUUCUACAAUAAUGACAGAAUAACAAACCAGCUCAAAUAUAAACCAGAAUGGCUACACAAGAGAGAAUUAGAAAAGCAAGAGCUUCCAUUAAAGAAAAUCCUUCUGUUUGGUGGUUUGGGGGGUUGGGAGGUGAAGCGAGGCAGUCAAACCUUCCUGGAUCAGAAGUGCACAGUAAACACGUGCGAGAUCACGGACAGUCGGGAGGCGGGGAGGGACGCUGAUGCUGUGCUGUUUUCGCACACGCCCGCCAAUCCCUGGGUGGAUCGGCCACAACAUCAGGUGUGGAUCCUGUUUAUGCUUGAGUCGCCCUACCACACCCCAGGGCUCGGCGGCUUUGGUGGCCUCUUCAACUGGACCGCCACCUACCGCCACGACUCGGAUAUCGUAGCGCCUUAUGAGAAAUUUGAACUUUUCAACGAAAACGUUCGAACAUUGCCACAAAAUAAAAGCUAUGCAGCAGGAAAGACUAAGCAGGUCGCAUGGUUUGUCUCAAAUUGUGGUGCUAGAAACAGACGGUUGGAAUAUGCAAAAGAGUUAGGGAAGUACAUAUCUGUAGACAUAUAUGGCUCCUGUGGAUCUCAUAAGUGCCCGAGAAGAGACUCGAAAUGCUUUGAUAUGCUCAACACUGACUAUAAAUUUUAUCUCUCAUUUGAGAAUUCUAAUUGCAGGGAUUACAUAACUGAGAAGUUUUUCGUGACAGGGCUACAGCACGAUGUUAUACCAAUAGUGAUGGGUGGAGCCCCUGAGGACUAUGAGCGGGCAGCCCCGCUCCACUCCUUCAUCCAUGUGGACGAGUUCGAGUCUCCGGAAGAAUUGGCUAAGUAUCUCCACAAACUCGACCAGAACGAUGACCUGUACAACGAGUACUUCCGGUGGAAAGGCACGGGCUCGUUUAUAAACACGUUCUUCUGGUGCCGUAUUUGCGGGAUGCUGCACGAGGAAUCACGUGGAAGUCACGUGUACAGUAACCUGGAGAGGUGGUGGCGGGGGCCCGAGGUGUGUAUAGGCAAGGACAGCUGGCGCGACCAUCCCCGCGCCUCUCCAUACAUUAUGGGCGACUUUCUGCUCAAGCAGGACCCUGCUCACUGACCCCGCAUUCAGAUUUCAGAUUGUCAUACAUUCCACCCCUGUUAAACGUUACCAAUUACCUUUUAGCCCACACGUAGUCUCAAGUUCGCAAUAUCCACUUCACUUCCCAUUGUUCUCGGUGUGCUCCAUCGGAGAUUAUUUUCGCAAUAUGUUAAACAAUUGUUCUCAUUUUGAAAGAACAGGUGCGCGUUUCAUGCACCUUUAGCAUCGUUGUUAUUUCUGUGUGUGUGUGUGUGUCUGUAUGUGCGUGUGCGUGUGUGUGUGUGUGUGUGUGUGCGCGCGCGUGCGUGUUCGUGUGUUCGUGUGCGUGCGUGUCCGUAUAAGAAUAGUAACUUUCAUGUAUUUACUUCUAGCCUUUAUCAACAGGACAUGUUGUAUGUGAAGCAAACAGCCUUGUGUUGGUAUCGCAGCGCUCAUGUGUUGGUAUCGCAGCGUUCUUGAGCAUAUUUUUUUUUCAAAUUCAAUGUUGAUAUUUAAUAUGAAUCUGUUUCUCUUUGAACAACAGGUAUUAUUGAUUGGAAAAGUUCGAUUUUGCUUUCAUUUGAAUUGUUGUCACACUUCUCGGUACAAACAAUGAUGUAACUAAACGCGGAGGAAACCUUGAACGUAUCAAGUCUCCAACAUAUAUACAAGCUAUUUUAUUUUUGCAAAUACUUUGUCCACGAGAGUGGAAUAACAAACAUGGGAUAUAUGGUUACUUGCAACAAUCAUUCUUGUUUUAACUCUUUGGUCAAUUGAUGUUUGUGUCACCGUGAUUUCUAUGUAGUCAUCCAUUUAACAUCAUACCCUGACCAAACCUGUUGAUGUUUAUUAAAAUAGCUUAGGAUUAGAAGGUCAUUGUAUUUGUUGCACUCAUUACGGCCAUAGCCUCUAAAUGGCAGCUGUUGUAACAGCAUCACACUUCGGUACUGACGCAAACAACUGACAGCAUUCUGCGAUUAAGAAAAGAAUUGCAUAGUGAUGUAUUGUUUGUAGAGCAUAAUAUACAUAUCGAUAUAAACACAUUGAUAUCCUGGUACAUGGAUUAGAAUGAAUGGUUAGAACGUAAUUCCCUGACAGUUAUAAUUAUGUACAAUGGCAGUUUGAUAAAUGUUACAUACUCUUUAUCGUGGUUUAUUCUAAAAACAAACUGUUUCAAAUAGUGUUCAAGUGUUUUCUUCUGUUUAUUGGUAUCACUUUUUAAAUACCACGUAAUGGUUAGUGGUUGUUCCUAUGUUUUUACAAAAAUAAAUGGUUUCAUGGGACACAGUCGCAUAACCGGUUUUUUUUUGUGUAAAAGUCAUACAAGCAAUCUCUUUAAAAAAAUAGUGGUCUACAUAAAAUAUAACUAACCACUGACUGGUCCAACCACUGUUUAUAUUUGCCGCUUCACCUGAUUAAAAUCCAUAACGGCUGACUGCUGACAUAUUGGAAUCAAUAUCUUGAAAACAAACAAAAAUUUGGUAGCUCUGUUCAAAUUGUACAUUCUUUUUUGUAAGAUGUGUGUUCAGAUAUGUGUAGAGUGUCUGUACUAUUGCUGCAUGUAUGUGUGUGUGUGUGUGUGUGCGUACGUGCCAGCGUGCUUGUGAUGAGGCUGUUUAUGUAGAAAGAAAACAAUUUAGUUGUGUUCGCUACAUUUUUGUUACUGUUCCUGUUAAUUGUUAAUUCAUAUGAACGUUUAUUGAAAUAUAUUUGUCUUUGUAUCUAAUUUAUUGUUCUUGAAUUAAAAUAAAGGCGAAACUUAC
This is a messenger RNA of Mya arenaria, 3723 nucleotides long. Its product is annotated as glycoprotein 3-alpha-L-fucosyltransferase A-like. Gene Ontology annotation, molecular function: alpha-(1->3)-fucosyltransferase activity. The record is from RefSeq and is a predicted model, not a curated record. The transcript has 3 exons. NCBI's taxonomy places the organism in Eukaryota, Metazoa, Mollusca, Bivalvia, Myida, Myidae. Gene Ontology annotation, cellular component: membrane. The coding region runs from base 593 to 1999 and encodes 468 amino acids.